This is a messenger RNA of Cladophialophora bantiana CBS 173.52, 2823 nucleotides long. RefSeq lists its product as uncharacterized. The transcript has a single exon. Gene Ontology annotation, molecular function: copper ion binding; P-type divalent copper transporter activity; nucleotide binding. Gene Ontology annotation, cellular component: membrane. Lineage: Eukaryota; Fungi; Ascomycota; Eurotiomycetes; Chaetothyriales; Herpotrichiellaceae. Gene Ontology annotation, biological process: copper ion homeostasis. The record is from RefSeq and is a predicted model, not a curated record. Bases 1 to 2823 code for a protein of 940 amino acids.
AUGGCUUGUUGUGUCUUCACCGCAUACUUUAUGAGUCGCAUCAUCAAGGCGUGCGAGCUCCUCGACAUCCGUCUCCUUGAAAUCAAGUACAACGAUUCUGACCCAGACUCCUAUUCGACCCCCGGAUUGCAUCCCUACAUAGGCCCGGGCACGAAGGUACGAGAGCCUGCAGCCAACAUUGACAACACCGUGAACCGAAGAAAUGCAUCCCAAUCCGAGCCCUUAUCAACCGUUCGCAUCCUGAUCACAGGGAUGACCUGCGCUGCUUGCGUAUCAACAUUGACCCACGCAUUGACGUCCGUUCCGUCUGUCGUCCGAACCAACGUGUCUCUACCGCUUUCUCGAGCGACGGUGAUUUACAACGCUACACAUACGUCAACAGAGGAUGUGAUCUCGGCCAUUGAAGAUGUAGGUUAUGGCGCGGAAGUGGUUGGACAAGGCAACCGGCGCUCUGCGGCCCAGAAUCUCCAACUCAUCCAGAGAGAAGAAGAGUUGCAGGCCCUGAAGAAAGCUUUCAAUGGUGCAGCAAAGUGGGCUACAACUAUUACAGUGAUCGAAUGGGUGAGGAGGACCUCCACCACUCAGCCUGGGAAUAUCCUGGAUUCAAUUCUCUCCCUCAUGAGUCUGGUGAUCGGGUGUUACGUUCAAGUUUCUUAUGCAAAAUGGGUCCAUCACAACGCGUGGGCAAGCUGUUUCUCCAGAAAGUUGAUGCAGUUUCCGAGUCUGUCUAUGGACACUCUUCUGUCUCUGUCGCUUCUGCUAAGUAUGUUCCUCUCAUUCUUCAACAUCGCCCUUCACGGCCUUUCUGAUCUACGUACGAGGACCUAUUUCUCCUCUGCGUCUUUUCUUACAGUUGUUAUCAGUGGGGGAAGGUACCUCGACGUAACGCUGAGGAGCCAGGGCGCAACUGGACUUGCCCGUCUGUUUAGGUUGCAGCACGAAAUGGAAUUGGAAACAGUGAUGGUGGAAGGGCGAUUGCAGAAGCAAGAGACCGGGUCGGACGAAGGCGAUGAAGCCGUUCUGACCGCGGUCCCCACGACUCUUCUUGCGCCGUUGGACAAAUUUCAUAUCUCGCCUCAGAGCCUCAUCCCUUGUGACAGUUACGUGGUGCGCGGCACCUCUUUGGUUGACGAGUCGAACAUGACUGGCGAGUCAAUACCAUCCCGCAAAACUGUUGGCGAUUUUCUCAUGUCUGGGACUCGCAAUUUGUCUGCUGGACUCGUUGCUAUCGUCCUCCAAGAGCAGAACGAAUCAAGUUUAGAGAAACUUGUUGAGAGCGUGGAGACAGCAACAGAAUUCAAAUAUGAUCCGAUACAGACCGGUGCAAGCUCGGACGAUAAGCCAAGGAGGGCGAUAGAGGACAUUAUCACGAAAUAUUUCGUAUCAACCAUUCUUGUCCUGACAUUAUUCAGGUUCAUAUUCACGUUUGUUCUCUCGGCAGACUCGUCACCGAUGCCUGAUCGACUAAAUGCGGCAUCUGAACGGGCAAUGGCUAUCCUAGCAGCAGCUUGUCCAUGCGCUAUUGGCCUAGCAACCCCUUCGGCUGUCAUGGCUGGUAUCGACGCGGCGUACGCCUCCGGCAUUCUUCUGCCAGGCGGUGCAGAUGCUUUCAAAAAGCUAUCUCGCCUCACACACAUGGUACUGGACAAGACAGGGACGUUAACGGAAGGUAAACUGCAGAUCUCAGAUGCAUUCUUCGUCGAGCCAUUCAGAUCAGAUGAGAGGAAGAGGGAAUUAUGCUAUAGCCUUCUGAGCGCGGCGGAAAGAGAUGCGUCACAAACGCAUCCAGUUGCAAGAGCGGUGUUUCAGUGGUGUGUCAGACAGCUUCAAGCAACGUCUCAGCCGCGAGAAAGUCGAGGAGUUAUGACCGAGCCAGGUGCCGCACUGGUCAGAAACAUCUCAAGCGUCACAGGGAAGGGUGUCUGUGCAGAAGUGCAAGGACCCGGCAAAAUAUGGUACACCGCCCAUAUUGGCAGCGAUCGUUUUCUAUCCGACCACGAUAUUUCCCUCACCCCAGCCGCCAUAGUUGAGCUGGGAACUGUUAGAGGAACCACUGCGGUUCAUUUCGCCCUCGAUGGCAAGUACGCUGGCACGUUCAUGCUGCAAGACACUAUCCGUUCGAACGCCCCGGGUGUUAUCGACUCGUUGAAGUCGCUUGGGCUCAGAUUGACCAUGCUAACAGGCGACUCUGAGGCUGAAGCGCAUCGUGUCUCGUCGCAGCUACAGAUCCCAGUCCUUGCAGCUAAAUCUCUGCCUCACGAGAAGAGAGACUUGGUCGUCUCGCUGCAGUCACAGCAUCUUUCACCAUCUGGAUCCCACGGGAAAACAGCUCAACUGAUGUCCGACAUGAGGCAGGGAUUUGGCAUUCUCGAGGUUCUAAGCUCUAUCCCACGACGACUCUUCUCGGGGAACAAAGGGGACAGAAACAUCGUUGCAAUGCUCGGUGACGGUCUGAAUGAUGCACCCGCACAAGCAGCUGCCGACGUUGGCAUUUUAUUCUCACUCUCACCUUUGUCCGCCUGUCACUCGGCCUCGACAUCGUCGUUAGCACUGGGGAUUUGCGCUGCUGAAGUGAUCGUCACGACACCUGACCUCGCCGCCUUGCCGAAGUUGAUUACGAUUGCAACCAAAACCAUGGCUCAGGCAAGGUGGAAUAUGCAUUGGGCGGUGCUAUACAAUGCCUUUGCCAUCGCGUUAGCGAUGGGCGCUGGCGAACUAAUGGGAUUCAAGAGUGUUGAUGCAUCGACUGCUGGCACGAUGAUGGCAUUUUCGAGUAUUACCGUUUUGGGGACGAGUCUACAUCUGCGCCGACGAUUCCAAUGA